UGUGCCAAAGGCUGUGAGAAUGAAGCGUGGGUGUUUGUGCGUACCUGCGAUGCUUGUGUGAGUGGACAGACUCAACACUGUGUUCAAUUGUCCUUCCCCUGAGCAGCCCCUGCUGCAGUGCAUCCCCGAUUGCUCGGACCUGUUCCUGUGUGGAUUUAACUUUCCUUCAGCAGAACUGAGGAAAACAACCGCAAACCGAGGACAACAUUCAGGAUUAAUAAAGACACCAGAGGAGUACUGGCCAAGAUGUUGAUCACCAUGCUAACAGCCAUGUACAUGAUGGUCAGAGUGGUAGAAACGAUAGGCGUGCGAUUUGCACGGCAACAGGAACCUUUGCCUUAUAUGGUGUCACAGCCGCUGCCUUGGCAGGUUCACUCUGUGUCACACAGCCGGAGGAGCAGUAAAGCAGAAGAGUUUGAUGGCCUCAGGAGAAACAGCAUAGGCGUGUAUAGAAAGAACUCCAAUGCCAGCAAUGGGAAUUGUACUGCACCUCCUGCUCCUCCACUCAGCCCUGUUGAAGCUGAGAAGGCCGCCGCUACCAUUCAGACCCAUUUCAGGAAGUUUCAACAGAAGAAACAGAAGAACGGCAAGUAGACGGAUAAGGAGGGAGGGUGGCGCUGAUGGAACAAGUCUGAGAGACGGCAAGAAGGAAGUCUGGCCUGUGUGUAUUCACCAAAAAAUAGAUGGACUCUGUGAUGACAUACACAAAUGCAUAUGUAUGCUCAUAUGCAAAUGUACAUACAUUCAAAUUUACCUGACUCAGAAUAAACAGUAGCUUAGUUGACAUUUGAAACACUGCUUAUAAUGCACUAUUUAAAAUUCUAUGUGAACAGAAAUGUGAAUAUACUGUACAUCUGAAUGAAUAGUUUCGAUGUGUUGUGAAGACAGAGCGACCGUGAGGAUGUGUGCGACUGUGAGCGUGCUGUAAUUUAUAUAUCAUCACUGUUUUGAGUGUGUAAAAGUGGAAAAAUAAAAUCAUUUGUCAACA
Molecule: messenger RNA, 988 nt
Organism: Acanthochromis polyacanthus (spiny chromis)
Lineage: Eukaryota; Metazoa; Chordata; Actinopteri; Pomacentridae
Exons: 4
Coding region: 247-594 (115 amino acids)
Source: RefSeq, a predicted model, not a curated record